UAUGCACAUUUACAAUUAAUAAAAACGAUUGAAGGAUUGACGAGUCUUAUCCAUUUAGAUGUUCUGGAUUUGAGUGGGAAUGAAAUAUGUGAAAUAUGCAAUCUCAAACAUCUUCAAGAAUUACAUGUAUUAAAUUUAUCAAGUAACCUGAUUGAUAGAAUUAAAGGAGUGAGAGACUUGGAAUCUCUCAUUGAACUCAAUUUAAGCAAAAAUAAUGUGACGUGUUUGGAAGAAGUAGAUUUACUUCCCAAAUUGCAGAGAUUAUUUUUAAGUCAUAAUUGCAUUGACAGGUUUGAAGAUUUGUUAGAUGUGCCUAUGUUAACUGAAUUAUCAUUUGAAAAUUGUCCCAUCACUCAGCGUCCACACUAUCGACAUAUGAUGAUUUUUCGAUUUCCACAUCUAAAAUUUUUAGAUUCAAAACGUGUUCUGGAUGAAGAAAAACGUACUGCACAAGUAAUUGUACGGAAAGAAGAACUUAAAAAACAAGAAAGUAUAAGAAUUGCAAAAAUAAAGGAAGCAAAAGAGCGAGCAAUUACAAAUGCUCGUCAGCAAUGGUUUUCUAUCAUGAAAGAACAAGGAGAAAAACAUGCCAAUAUGCAAAUUAGCUCACUCCCCUGUAUGGUUUCAUCUGUCACACCACAGUUACUUUUUUUCCAUCCAAAAUAUCAAAGUGGAGAUGAUGACGAAGAAGAUGGACAAUGCACAUUCUGUGAUGGUUCAGGUUUGCCCUGUGAUUUUUGUGGAGGUACCAUUCUGAAUCAUCUUGCAGGUACAAUCUGUCGAAGGCGUACAAGAAAAUUAUGGCAAAAAUCAAAGAAAGAUCAGGAAAAGAAGUCUUUAAGAAAAGCUAUGGACAAUAUAAUCACUUCUGAAAAAGAAUUAUCUGAUACUCAUCUCACACACCUGGCUGAAAUUGAUGAUGGAAAAUUACAACUUUACGGCUUGGGUGCCGUUGUAGCCGCUUUUCAGCAUUCCUGGAAUCCUGAUACAAUACCUACAAUCCAUACAGUGGGCUUCCAUUUUCUUUUAUUUGAUAGUAUUGCACCAUUUUUGGGCCAAAUGAAAACACAGUUUCCAAAUAUAUCACAUAUUUUCUUUGAAUGUGCCAAUCUCUAUUCGCUUCCUCAACUGAAUGCCAUGGCACAGAUUUCCGAACUGCAGCAACUGACGAUCGAAAGAGAAGGAAAUCCACUCACUGAGUUAUCGUUAUGGAGGCUCUAUGCCAUCUAUCGACUGGGGUCGUCUCUGACGACAAUAAAUGGCACGCAGAUUACUACUUACGAAAGAGCAAAGGCAGACGAUAUCUUUGGAGGCCUGGGACAAGCCGUCACGUGUUUUCUCCCCAAAUAUAGAUUGUCUUCAUUACUAAAUAAUCCGAGAGUUAAACAGUUAUUUUUAAAAGAGAAAGGCUAUUCUCUGAAUGCUCUCCAGCGGCAAUCCGAAACUCAAGUUGCAAGUGAUGUGGUGAUGAAAGCUGCUCUUAUAUAUAAACCACAUUUAGAUGAGGCAGUCUUACCAAGUUACAAAGUUGUAGGUAAGCAGUUACUACAGAAGAGCCUGAACAACGUGGAAGAGACUAUGAAGAAACGCCUGGUCUUUCAAACUCUGUGGCCGUCGAUAUUUAUGGAGAUGGCCAUGGAUUCUCUAAAAAGCUUCACCAACAUAAAUCGCCACAUGAAAGUAGCAAUGACGAAUCUACUUCAUCAAAAUCACAAAGUGUGGAGGAGAUUUGACAAAUAGCAAUGACUCGUGCCUUCUUUUUAAAAAAAUUUCAAAACAUAAAAGAAGUUCGAUUGCCUUAGCUUAUACAUAUAGAAAAAAUUGCCCGUCAAGAAACAUUGCAGCUAGAAUCUAUCUUUACAAGAUUUUUUCACCAUUUUAUGUAAGAAAACUCGACUUUCCACCUAAUUGAAAAUCAUCGCAAACAAUUCAUUUUUUUAAACUAGAAACUUUUUUGUUAACUUCCUCGUAUAAUGUAUAUACGAAUUAAAAAAUCUUAUGCAAACCAAAAAGUGAUUCUCAUUCGCCAUUUCUUAAUAUACUGUUGUUGCCUUUCUAAUUAGAUCUCAGGACAUGCAAUUAAGUUGUAAACAAAUUUCAAAAUUUAGAAUAAAAUGCUUGUUAAAAACGAUUUCAAAAAAUAA
Centruroides sculpturatus (bark scorpion) is the source of this 2144-nucleotide messenger RNA. Its product is annotated as leucine-rich repeat-containing protein 49-like. Gene Ontology annotation, molecular function: protein binding. The annotation marks the transcript as partial. The record is from RefSeq and is a predicted model, not a curated record. The transcript has 13 exons. NCBI's taxonomy places the organism in Eukaryota, Metazoa, Arthropoda, Arachnida, Scorpiones, Buthidae.